AUGAGCGAGCAGUCAAAAUCAGAUAAUUCUCAAGAUUUUUCGGAUCCGAUGAAAGAAACAAAAGUUAAUGCAGAAGUUGCUGGUCAAAUGGGAUUUGAUCAUCUGAAAUUUCUCGGAAGCGGCAGCUUUGCUUCAGUAUCUCUCGUGAAGAAGAAGACACCCACCGCAUCGCAUCCGGUUGUUAUGAAGAGAGUCUCAUUGGAAAGCAACAGCGAAAUUGAAUUUGAUAUUCACAGAUCUUUAAGUGUUGAGAAACACCCACAUAUCAUCCGAAUGUUCUCAUGGACUGAAUGUGACCCUUACGCAGUGAUGCUCCUGGAAUUCGCCAAUAAUAAUGACCUUAGAGAACACAUCGAAAAAGGGGUGAAGUACGUUCAUGAUAAAUGGGUUUGUCACCGCGAUCUGAAACCGGAAAAUCUUCUUGUUUCAAACGGAAAACUCAAAAUCGGGGAUUUUGGAUUAGCGUGUACUUACAAAAACGAAUCCGGUCCAUUCAAAGUCCUGCCCGGUUACGGAACGGAAGAGACGUUUUCUCCGGAGAAUUUCGGACAGACGCCGGUCGACGGCCCCCCACUCGAUAUAUGGGCGAUGGGAAUCGUGCUCGUGGAUAUGUGCUGCAAUGACAUACCAUGGGACACAGCUCAACGGUCGGACCCGGAGUUCGACGGAUUUUGCCGAGACCCCCGCUGGAGUUGUGACGCAUUCGAGAGAAUUGAGAAAGAAAAAGAUCCACGUAUAAUGUGUCUCGUCCGAAAAAUGCUUCUUAUCGACGUCUCAAAACGGGUGACAAUGGACAAAAUCCUUGAAGACGAAUGGUUCCAAAAUGAUGGUGCACAGCGUGCCAAACCCCAAAUUCAUGUACCUGUCCAAGUUGCUCAAAAAAGAAAAACAUACGAGGAGAAAUUUAUGGAGGAAGUAAUGGCAUCACCGGCCAAACGGACAAGAGGACACAAAGACGUAUGCAUGUGUUGCCAAUGA
This is a messenger RNA of Caenorhabditis remanei, 978 nucleotides long. RefSeq lists its product as uncharacterized. Gene Ontology annotation, molecular function: ATP binding; protein serine/threonine kinase activity. The transcript is spliced from 6 exons. The coding region runs from base 1 to 978 and encodes 325 amino acids. Gene Ontology annotation, cellular component: nucleus. The record is from RefSeq and is a predicted model, not a curated record. Lineage: Eukaryota; Metazoa; Nematoda; Chromadorea; Rhabditida; Rhabditidae. Gene Ontology annotation, biological process: protein phosphorylation; intracellular signal transduction.